Messenger RNA from Pyricularia grisea, 1077 nucleotides. RefSeq lists its product as uncharacterized. Bases 1 to 1077 code for a protein of 358 amino acids. NCBI's taxonomy places the organism in Eukaryota, Fungi, Ascomycota, Sordariomycetes, Magnaporthales, Pyriculariaceae. The record is from RefSeq and is a predicted model, not a curated record. The transcript is spliced from 2 exons.
AUGCAGACACAAUUCGUUAUUGACAGUUGGACCACCAGCACCAGGGAUAACGAAUGCACAAUAAUCGUGCGCUCUUCUGGAGCUGUUUUCUAUCUUCAGUGGAUACCCGCUGAGUUGGAAGCAGAGCCAAUUCUUCUUGCAGACUUUUACAAGUCGCUCAAGAUAUUGAAAACCAAUGAACACAAAGACGACGGUGGUGACGAAGGCUACGAUGUGAGAAAGGCUGAGGCAGAAAAGCUUGCACAACCAUUCAACGAAAUUAUCUCAGCGCUCGCCCCAGACCCACCAAUGCCACCAAUCACAUUGCAUCAAUGGCUUAACCCUGAGUGGUUUCUAUUGAUUGCCACUGCAGAUGAAGGCAAGAUUCGACCAAGGAGAGACUACGAAAAUCCUUACCUGCCUCCCGGAGAAUAUCGGCAAUCGAGAUUAUGGAAGAGCCUUGAUUUGGACAAGUGGGUGCCAAAUUGGUACUUAGCACGUGACGUCCAAAUAAUUUCGACCAAUCCCGGCGAAAAUCCGCUUUUAUCUCCUCCAUCCAAGGUUUUUGUUCAAGGAGAUGUUGUUUGCCAUUUCAAAGGCUUUGAACGCGGAUUCCCGGCAGUUUUUCGUGAGCUCAGAACUUUCCGCAAAAUUUCGGACGCUUUAGCAACCGGUCAAAUCCCAUCUGAUAUGCGCAUUUGUCGCCUCCAAGGUGUCGUGUGCGAUGUCGAUGUCGACACUCCUGACCAAACACGAAUUACUGGUUUGCUCUUGGUGUACAUUGAGCCCAAAAUCACUCCCGCACCCAGCACCUUGAUGAAUAUCGCCAGGUCAACCAACCAGGAAACUCGCAAGCGCUGGGCCAAAGAACUGGGAACGACCGUUCAAACCCUUCACAAGGCUGGGAUACAAUGGGGAGAUGCAAAACCUGACAACAUAUUGGUUGAUAAGAAUGAUGACUUGUGGUUGAUUGACUUUGACGGCGGCUACACUCACACUUGGAGGAAGGUGACCUUGAAGGGUUGGAUAAGAUUCAAGUUUGGCUUUGUAACAUGGGUUGAAGAUGUAUUCCAGAGGCGGACAGAGGCGACCAACUAA